This is a messenger RNA of Ziziphus jujuba (common jujube), 531 nucleotides long. Lineage: Eukaryota; Viridiplantae; Streptophyta; Magnoliopsida; Rosales; Rhamnaceae. The record is from the annotation of a RefSeq genome assembly.
AUGGAUUUGCCUGGACCAAUACAUGAUUUUCUUUUAGUCUUUCUGGGAUCAGUUCUUAUAUUAGGAGGUAUAGGAGUAGUAUUAUUUACCAACCCAAUUUAUUCUGCUUUUUCAUUGGGACUUGUUCUUGUUUGUAUAUCCUUAUUCUAUAUUCUAUUAAACUCUUAUUUUGUAGCUGCGGCACAACUCCUUAUUUACGUGGGAGCUAUAAAUGUUUUAAUCAUAUUUGCUGUGAUGUUCAUGAAUGGUUCAGAAUAUUACAAAGAUUUUAAUCUUUGGACCGUUGGAGAUGGGGUUACUUUGCUGGUUUGUACAAGUAUUUUGGUUUUACUAAUGAGUACUAUUACGGAUACGUCAUGGUACGGGAUUAUUUGGACUACAAGAUCAAACCAGAUUAUAGAGCAAGAUUUGAUAAGUAAUAGUCAACAAAUUGGAAUUCAUUUAUCAACAGAUUUUUUUCUUCCCUUUGAAUUCAUUUCAAUAAUUCUUUUAGCCGCUUUGAUAGGUGCAAUCGCUGUGGCGCGCCAGUAA